AUGAAAGCACACAACGCGCUACUAGAUGCACGAGUGAAAAUGACAAAACAUGCAAACGAGCACUGGCGCCCGGCAGAAUACAAAGUAGACGACUUAGUAUACAUUUCCACCAAGAACAUCCAAUGGCCAAAAGGUACAUCAAAGAAAUUGUUGGUAAAAUACAUUGGACCAUACAAGAUAGCGAAAGUAGUAACCAAAGGAGCCAGCUACGAGGUAGAACUAGGAAAGGACCUACAAGCAAGGGGCAUACACCCAGUGUUUCAUGCGUUGCUCCUAAGGCCACACAAGCCGGUAGAUGACCGAAGAUUUCCCGGACGAAACUUGAAUCAAGUAACAUCAAUCGGCGAAAGCCCGCAGGAAUGGGCAGUCGAUAGGAUUACAUCGCACAAAGGAAAAGGCAGAAACGCGAUAUUUGAGUUAGUAUGGAAAACUGGAGACCGAACCUGGGAGCCGUACCAAAACAUCAAACACCUCGAAGCAUUAGAAACUUACCGCGAGGCCCAAGGAGUACCCAAUGCAGGGAAACUGCCAAUCGGAAAAAGUGAGGAAACUAAGAGCAACACUGAAAAAGAAACCAAGAAAAUUCAAUUGAACACGAUAGCAUACAUAAAGGACCCCCAAGCAAAGGCCAUCAACACCACCCCUCACUCAGAGCCUUGCACAUACACUCUACCAAUGUCUUCCAACGCUAUCCAGAUGACCGCAGAGACUCUCCAAGCCGUCCUGAACGCGCAGGCGAACGUCCAGAUCGAAUCCAACAAGACGCUCCUACAGCUUGCAAGAGAGACCGGGCAGCGCCUCAAGAACAUCAGUAUGGGCUACUCGCGACGACAGCGCAAGGCGUUCAGGAAGAAUAACCCGCACCAAGACCCAAAGCACAUUGGCCGACGUCGCAAGCAGAAGGACAGGCAAGCGCAGAACACACCGAAAGCAAGCCACCCCGUAGCGACGACCAGCCAGAGCGCAAACUUGCCCAUGGAGAACAUAAUAGGCGCGAUGGCCAAUCUUGGAUUUGACAACUACCUAACCGCCACACCAACGGAACUGCAGAACAUCCCCUUGGCACCGCCGGUACCCGCAUACACGCCCGCUCCGAUCCAGGGAGCCCCCGACUCGUUACCUAAGGAGCCACAAGCUACUCAUAUUAUUCGGCCAAACCCCCCACUCACACUCCCACAAACAGCGGGGACGAACAACAACCAGCCCGCACAGGAGCCCGUCACCAUAGCUGUAAAUCCCGCACCCACUCGAAACCCCAGCAACCAGGCAAACGAAGAAACCAUCGAUUACAAAGACGACUACACAAUGGACGAAACCCAAUACAACCAAACCGGACACGCUGGCGAGCCGCUCCACGGCCCGGAAGGGUGA
Messenger RNA from Rhizoctonia solani, 1371 nucleotides. RefSeq names its product Ty3/Gypsy polyprotein/retrotransposon. The transcript has a single exon. The coding region runs from base 1 to 1371 and encodes 456 amino acids. The record is from RefSeq and is a predicted model, not a curated record. NCBI's taxonomy places the organism in Eukaryota, Fungi, Basidiomycota, Agaricomycetes, Cantharellales, Ceratobasidiaceae.